GAAAGUUUGAACUUUGAGGAUCUAUAAUCUAUAAAAAACACAAAUUAUUAUUUAUUUAUCUGUGGUCUUUGGUGGACUAAAUUGAUAAAAUAUGUUAAUUAAUGUUAAUACUAACUAAAUUGAAACAUUUACAUCAGUAAAGUGCUGAGAUAAAGUUUAGUUAACAACAAUAAUCUGAAGUUCUGUAAAAAGCAAGUAGCUACGUCUUCGAGUCAUAAUGGUUGAUAGAAAGAGUGUUAAGAAUGGCCUAUGACUUAAAAAAAGAAGAGGAAGUAAAAGAAUACAUCGAGAACCUCGGAAUUGAAUAUCGGUUCGGAUGUUACAAAGAAAAAAACCCCGAAGUUUGUCACCUUCUUGGUGACUACUUAGAAGCUAUUAAAAAAGAUUAUGGAAAAGCGGCAACAGUAUAUAAAAGUAAUUGCUUAGAUUAUAAUUACGGAAAAUCAUGUUUAAAAUACGGUAACUAUGCACUGAUCGGGCGAGGGCGAGAUAAAAGUGAUCCUCAAGAAGCGUUGCAUAUUUUCGAAAAGGGUUGCGAGUUAAACAAUCCUACGUCCUGUCUUCACGCCGGAUUGCUUUUAACAUCUACUGGUCCUAAUGUCACAGUACAGCGGGAUGUACCCAAAGGCUAUAAUUAUCUCAAAAAAAGCUGUGACAACAAGGAGUCUAUGGCUUGUCACUAUUUAUCGGGCAUGUACCUCACCGGUGUACCGAAAAAUCCCAAAGAAUACAAUCCACACAAUCCAGAGAAAAAUGCUAAACUUGAUUUCUUAAUAAAACCAGAUCUAAAACAAGCUUUUCAGUUCGCGUUGAGAGGAUGUGAGCUAGGCCAUGUCUAUGCCUGUGCUAAUGUCAGUUUGAUGUACAAAAAAGGUGACGGAGUUGAAAAGAAUCUAGACGAAUCAAAAAGAUACUUUGAAAUUGCCAAGAGUCUACAAAAUGCAGAUGAAACUACAAAGGAACUUAAAUUUCAACAAGGCCUUGACAAUAAAUAAUAUUCUUAGUUUAAAUAUGGUUGACAUUUAAACUGCAUUUGUCUUUUAAGUAUUUAAAUUGAUACCUCUAGUUGAUAUAGCUAAUUACUAUUUAAAUAAAGUAUUUAAAGAUGUU
Melitaea cinxia (Glanville fritillary) is the source of this 1110-nucleotide messenger RNA. RefSeq names its product cytochrome c oxidase assembly factor 7 homolog (gene Coa7). Bases 243 to 995 code for a protein of 250 amino acids. Gene Ontology annotation, molecular function: protein binding. The record is from RefSeq and is a predicted model, not a curated record. Gene Ontology annotation, cellular component: mitochondrial intermembrane space. Lineage: Eukaryota; Metazoa; Arthropoda; Insecta; Lepidoptera; Nymphalidae. The transcript is spliced from 3 exons.